This is a messenger RNA of Triticum turgidum subsp. durum (durum wheat), 966 nucleotides long. The record is from the annotation of a GenBank genome assembly. NCBI's taxonomy places the organism in Eukaryota, Viridiplantae, Streptophyta, Magnoliopsida, Poales, Poaceae.
AUGGCUUGGCAUGCCGCAUUGUGUCAGGAGGAUUCUUCCUUAAUGGACGGAACAUUGUUCCAGGACCUCACUAAAGAAACCUCACGUCUGCUAGGAGCGUUCAACAUGGAGGAGUUCUUCCCCACAUUAGCUAGGGUAGGACUGCUUAAGAGGACAGUUCGUGCAAUGUCCGAGAGAGUGAGAAAUAAAUGGGAUGAUCUGCUAGACAAGGUGAUCGAUCAUCAUGAGAGCAAGGAUAAAUCAAAGAUUGAUCACAAGGGUGGCAAUUUCGUAGAUAUUCUAUUGUCUGUUCAGAUGGAGUAUGGUCUCACAAGAGAGCACGUGAAAGCUCUCCUACUUGAUGUAUUUUUCGGUGCAACAGAAACGUCAUCUAACACCCUCGAUUUCGCCUUGGCUGAACUCAUGAGGAGACCCCGCUUGAUUGGGAAACUACAAGAGGAGGUAAGGAGUAUUGUACCCAGGGGACAGACAAUUGUCAGUGAAGCUGACAUUAACAAGAUGGCAUACCUAAGAGCAGUCAUAAAGGAGUCACUCCGACUUCAUCCUGUUGCGCCUUUACUUGCUCCACACCUGGCUAUGGCUGACUGCAACAUCGAUGGGCACAUGGUUCCUGCUGGGACGCAUGUCUUGGUUAAUGUAUGGGCCAUUGGUAGAGAUUCUAACUGCUGGGAGGAUCCUGGAGAGUUCAUACCUGAAAGAUUUAUAGACGAAGGCAGUGAUGUGCAUGUCAACUUCAAGGGGAAUAAUUUCAAGCUCUUGCCGUUCGGGGCAGGACGCAGGAUAUGCCCUGGAAUAAACCUUGGGAUCGCAACCGUCGAGCUUAUGUUGGCAAACUUGAUGUGCCAUUUUGACUGGGAACUACCGUUAGGGGUAGAGAGGAAAGACAUUGAUAUGACAGAGCUGUUUGGGCUAACCGUGCGUCGUAAGGAUAAUCUAUUGUUAGUUCCAAAAUCACGCAUGUGCUAG